UAAAACACGCCAUCCUCCGCUCUACACUUGACAUGUCGGACCACAGCAUUUCCAUGUGUUUUAAAGUAAAGAGUAGCUGGUAUUUCAUAUGAGAUGUGAUAUUAGAAGUAAGCGGGAAUGUGGUUUAUUCGCAAUGGGAAAUGUUUUCGGCAGACAGGGACGAGUCACCAGUCGAGUGACAGAUCAGGACAGGGCGAUAUUGCAACUGAAACAGCAGAGAGAUAAACUGAAGCAAUAUCAGAAGAAAAUCACAUUACAGCUGGAGAAAGAGAGACGUCUGGCCAAACGGCUCCUGAAGGAUGGCAAGAAGGAACAAGCUCUUCUGCUGCUCAAAAAGAAACGCUACCAAGAUCAGCUGCUGGACAAAACCGACAUCCAGAUAGCAAACCUGGAGUGCAUGGUUCAAGAUAUUGAAUUUGCUCAGAUUGAAAUAAAGGUCAUCGAAGGUUUAAAGGCUGGGAAUGACUGUCUCAAGCAAAUGCAUGAGGUCAUGUCUAUUGAGGAGGUGGAGAGAAUACUGGAAGAGACGCAGGAGGCCAUUGAGUAUCAGAAGCAAAUUGAUGAACUGCUGGCAGGUUUUUGGACAGCGGAGGAUGAGGAUGCUGUGUUAGCAGAGCUGGAGGCCAUCACUCAGGGAGAAGACAUAACCCUUCCAGAAUUACCCACAGAUCCAUUGUCAGCGGUACCUACGGGGGAAACAGAAAGAAAAGAGGCACAAAUCAAGCCGGAGCGAGAGAUGCUGGCAGCGUAGUGUUUGAUCCUACAGCCUGGCUCAUCACUUUGUUUUUAAUGAAAGGAAGAGCUAAGGGAAUAUAAUUGGCAGAAAAGAAGGCUUUCAUAGGAUAUUUAAUAGGCACGCAUCAGAAUCAGUGUUCCCAUGGUCGUGGAAAUCUUGGAGAUGUCAGGGAAUUUAACUUUUUUGAUUUUUCAGGCUUAAAAAAAAAAAAUAUCAUAGAAAGCAAUCCCUAGUAAAAAAGUAAUCGAUUUAAAAUGCAUUUAUUUUAUACUUAGUUCAAGUCUAUUAAUAUAUUUACUGACAUAUCACUUGAGACUUACUUAUAAAAAAUUGUGAUAAAACUUUCUUUGCAGUACUACAUGUGCACAUUUCUGAAUAUUAACCCUAAAAAUGUUUUAAUGUCAUUAUUGAUGAGGAAUGUAAAUAAUAUCAGUCUUUAAAUGCAAAAUAUUUGUAAAGUAUACUUCUAAAGUAUACAAUUAAAGUGCACUAAGUGCAAAAUUAGUUGUUCUAAUUUAGCAGACUUGGUAAAUAUACCAGUUUAAUAUAUGAAAAGUACAACUAUUUUUUUUUGUAUACUUGAAUUAAAUACAUUUUAAAUACAUUUUAGUCUAUUUUAUUUUUCACUAAAGACCAAAUGUCUAGAAAAAGUAAUGGAAAUGAUUUUUAUCCUAAUUUAUUUAUUGAA
Messenger RNA from Labeo rohita (rohu), 1424 nucleotides. It is a transcript of the gene chmp6a, whose product is annotated as charged multivesicular body protein 6a. Lineage: Eukaryota; Metazoa; Chordata; Actinopteri; Cypriniformes; Cyprinidae. Gene Ontology annotation, biological process: late endosome to vacuole transport via multivesicular body sorting pathway; vesicle budding from membrane. The transcript has 8 exons. Gene Ontology annotation, cellular component: ESCRT III complex; multivesicular body. The coding region runs from base 89 to 751 and encodes 220 amino acids. The record is from RefSeq and is a predicted model, not a curated record.